Molecule: messenger RNA, 1065 nt
Organism: Penicillium argentinense
Lineage: Eukaryota; Fungi; Ascomycota; Eurotiomycetes; Eurotiales; Aspergillaceae
Exons: 2
Coding region: 1-1065 (354 amino acids)
Molecular function (GO): protein binding
Source: RefSeq, a predicted model, not a curated record
AUGGAUACCCACGACGUCUCCGAUGUCCCAGAGUACCUUAGGUAUCUUCAAGCACAGAAGCAAAAUCUGAAAAACGCGCAGGCCGCCAAGGGCCGUCCAGCAAGUUCCCAAAAGUCCAAAGAUGAAAUAUUGAUGCAGUUCAUGUUUCGACAAAUGAUGAAAACGAAAGCUCCUGCUAGUCCGAUGAAUAUCCGAUCCUCGUUCCUACCACCUGCCUACCCUCCAUGUGUUAGUCCUUUCAGCAAGUUGAAGAAGGUCAUGAUCAAAAGCCUAUGUCUUGAGACUCAUCAUCGGGAACGGUAUCUCCUUCUGAGAACGGUCACUCAGACAGAUACGAUGACCGCCGUGAUGGCCAUCGUAGAAGAUGAAGACGGGAGUGUUCUCAUGCUGCAGCUCUACAACCAAGAGCAGGAGCUGUCGGGCGCACAGAGCCUCAGGGAGGGUACAGUGCUUGUUGUGAAAGAACCCUAUGUGAAAGUAAUGGCAGACGGGGACCACGGAAUUCGAGUGGACCAUCUCUCGGACGUCUGGUUUAUCCCCGAGUUUGACGACCUGGUUCCCUUGUCCUGGAGGAAACGUGUCACGCAGGCUGAUGAGAACGCCUCUACUUGGAAGGCGAAAGGAAGUGAGCGUUUUGAUCAGGGUGAGCAUCGUUCGGCAAUCCAAUGCGUUGAGAGAGUUGAAGAUGUCUUGCGAGUAUCAAAGCUAUCAGAAAAGGCUCUUUUCAGGAAGGCUCAAGCCCUGUAUCAACUUCGAAGGUUCAAGGAAUCAUGUGAAACUCACGCGAUACUUGCAGAGAAGUUUCCAGAUAACACCAUGGCUGCACAUGAAUAUGCACGAGCAUCUGCUCGGCUUAUGGAGCAGGAUAGCGGGAAAUACGAGUUCAGAAAAAUGAUACUGGAGGCCAAGAAGCGUCAGCCCCCGAGGAUUGACCGCGGCACGUACAUUGGUCCUGUGACUGUCAAGCAAACUCAAUCUCAUGGGAGAGGACUCUUCACAACAGAGGCGGUGAAGGCAGGCGACCUUCUGUUCUGCGAAAAGGCAUUUGCUCACGCUUUCCACUAA